AAUAACAAAUCUUAAAAUAAAAAAAAAUAUUAAAAAUGGCAAAAGGAGAUAAAAUUCAUAUUAACUUAGUUGUUAUUGGUCACGUCGAUUCUGGUAAAUCAACCACAACUGGUCAUUUAAUUUACAAAUGUGGUGGUAUUGACAAAAGAACCAUCGAAAAAUUCGAGAAAGAAUCAUCUGAAGCCGGAAAAGGUUCAUUCAAAUACGCUUGGGUACUUGAUAAGCUUAAAGCCGAAAGAGAAAGAGGUAUUACCAUCGAUAUUUCCCUCUGGAAAUUCGAAACCGCUAAAUAUCACUUCACCAUUAUUGAUGCUCCUGGUCACAGAGAUUUCAUUAAAAAUAUGAUUACUGGUACCUCUUAAGCUGAUGUUGCUAUUCUUAUGAUUGCUUCACCCUAAGGUGAAUUCGAAGCUGGUAUUUCAAAAGACGGUUAAACCAGAGAACAUGCUUUAUUAGCUUUCACUUUGGGAGUUAAAUAGAUGGUCGUAUGUAUGAACAAGAUGGACGAAAAGACCGUCAACUAUUCUGAAGAAAGAUAUUAGGAAAUCAAGAAAGAAUUAUCUGAUUACUUAAAGAAAGUAGGUUAUAAACCCGAUACUAUUCCCUUCAUUCCUAUUUCUGGUUUCAAUGGAGAUAAUAUGUUAGAAAGAUCUUCCAAUAUGCCCUGGUAUAAAGGACCUAUUAUGGUUGAAGCUUUAGAUGCUCUUGAAGCCCCCAAGAGACCUCUUGAUAAACCCUUAAGAUUACCCUUAUAGGACGUAUACAAAAUUGGUGGUAUCGGAACUGUCCCAGUCGGAAGAGUAGAAACUGGUAUCAUUAAACCUGGUAUGUUGAUUAGAUUUGCCCCUGGUAAAAUCGAAGCUGAAUGUAAAUCUGUUGAAAUGCAUCACGAAUAAUUACCUGAAGCUAUUCCUGGUGACAACGUCGGUUUCAACAUUAAAGGUGUCUCUGUUAAAGAUAUUAAGAGAGGAAAUGUUGCUUCUGAUGCUAAGAAUGACCCCGCUAAAGAAGUCACUAGUUUCUACAGUUAAGUCAUCAUCAUGAACCACCCUGGUUAAAUCUAAAACGGAUAUACCCCCGUCUUAGAUUGCCACACUGCUCAUAUUGCUUGUAAAUUCGAAGAAAUCCACUAAAAGAUCGAUAGAAGAACAGGUAAAGUUCUUGAAGAAAACCCUAAAUCCGUAAAAAACGGAGAUGCUGCUUUAAUCACAUUAACACCCACUAAACCUUUAUGUUGUGAAGUCUUCUAAGAAUAUCCCCCUCUUGGUAGAUAUGCAGUUAGAGAUAUGAAAUAAACAGUCGCUGUCGGUGUUAUUAAGAAAACUGAAAGAAAAGAAAAAUGAAGUUAAUGAUUUUUAUUAUUUUGAAGAAGAAAUUAUUUUAUUUUUUUGUAUGAUUUUUUCUGUGUUUGUUUGCUUUUUUUUUAAUUAAUUUUUUUUUUUAGUUAUUUAUUUAUAAU
Molecule: messenger RNA, 1459 nt
Organism: Ichthyophthirius multifiliis
Lineage: Eukaryota; Ciliophora; Oligohymenophorea; Hymenostomatida
Exons: 1
Biological process (GO): translational elongation; translation
Molecular function (GO): translation elongation factor activity; GTPase activity; GTP binding
Source: RefSeq, a predicted model, not a curated record